AUGGCCAAAAUGACAACCAAGUCAAGUUCGAGAGCUCUCUCCAUCCUGAAAGUGCUGGCUGUAGUCACACUAUUGACAACCCUCAACGCUGUCUCUGCCUCGACGUCCACGAAGGUCAACACGCAGUUGCAUGCUCUACACUUUGAUCGGAACGACGUCUCCUCUCACCGUUUCUUGAGAGCGGCCACAGUCCAAGAAGAGAGGAAGCUCGGUGUAAGUCUCCCAGGUCUUGGACAGGCCGCAAGCAGCACCAAGGCCUGGGCUGCCAACCUCAUCCAGAAGCUCCAGUUAAAGUGGUGGCAACUACGAAAGAAAUCUCCGAAUGAUGUGUUCGUGAAGCUAAAACUGCAGCAGGCAGAAAGCAAUCUGUUCGAAAGCCCGACGUUUGCCAAGUGGGUCACAUACGUCACGAAGAACAGCAAGGACACCCCGGAGACGGAAAUCUUCUUGACACUGGCAUUUCACUACCGUGACGCUCCUCUGGCCAAGAUGUUGGCUGCAGCUAAAGAAGUCGACAGCACGAGAGAGCUCUGGCCACUAAACUGGAAGGAUCAGUCCUCUCGUUGGAUUGAGGCCGGUAAAUCCCCCGCCGACGUAUUCACAUUGCUGGCGCUUGAGAAGGCCGGCGUGCAUGUCUUUUCAAACCCUCAAUUUGCCAGGUGGACGAACUACAUCGCUCAAGCCAAGACGGCAGACGCAGACGCGUUCAUUUACCGAGCUUUGAAAACGUACAACAGCGAUGAUGCUCUGGUCAAGAUGUUUGCCGAAGCCAAAAAAGUCGACAGCACCAAGGUCCUGGCCACUAAAAUGGAAGGGCUUCAGCUUUCCAGCUGGGUUAAUGGUAAGAAAUCGCCUGACGAUUUGUUUAAGAGUCUGGCGCUUGACAAGGCGGGAACAAAAGCCUUUGAAGCUCCUCAGUUUGCCGGAUGGACCGACUUCAUCGCUCAAACAAACACGAAAAACCCGGACAUGGCCAUUUACAUAACACUGGGAACCCACUACAGCGACGAGGCCCUGGCCAAGAUGUUCGCCGCAGCUAAAGAAGCUGACGCUGCCAAGGCUCUGGCUACUAGAAUGGAGGGGAUUCAACUUACCAACUGGGUGAAUGGCGAGAAAUCUCCUGAUCAAGUCUUCAAGAUUCUUGGGCUCAACAAGAUGGGCGCAGAGGGAUUUGCAAACCCUCAGUUUGCCAGGUGGACUGAGCUCAUUGCCACGGCCAGCACGAAAGACCCAAACGUCGCGAUGUUCACCACUUUGGCAGCCCAUUACAGUGACGACGCUUUGGCCAGGAUGCUUAUGGCGGCCGGCAUGGUUGAGAGCACGGAGAAUCCGGCGGCAAAUUUGUGUUUGCUGCAGUUUGAGAAAUGGUUCAGCCAGGGCAAAACUCCCGCGAGUGUUAACACCAUUUUGGGUGUAACCAACAACAGCGAUGAUCUCACUAAGAAAAUUUCGCGAGACUUUGAGAAAUUCUACGGUAAGAGAGAGGAGCCACCGGCGGGCCCUUCUUCGCCAAUCAAUUCGUAA
Phytophthora infestans T30-4 is the source of this 1524-nucleotide messenger RNA. RefSeq names its product secreted RxLR effector peptide protein, putative. The record is from RefSeq and is a predicted model, not a curated record. The coding region runs from base 1 to 1524 and encodes 507 amino acids. The transcript has a single exon. NCBI's taxonomy places the organism in Eukaryota, Oomycota, Peronosporomycetes, Peronosporales, Peronosporaceae.